CAGCAUUCUCUGCAGUGGAUAUGGCGUCACUGAAAAAGUGUAGGAGUCGAGAAACUUCACCCAUGUAAAUAACGUCAAUAAGAAAGCUAUGUGACAAGCUGCGAGGUAGCAAUACACAGUACAUAGCUUUAAGCGUUAAUAUUAUAUAUAUAUAUUUUUUAAAAACAUGCCCCGGAAAAAGCCAUUCAGCAACAAACAGAAGAAGAAACAGCUACAAGUCAAACGGGAGAGGAAGAGAGGUGACACAGGUUCUGGGCCAAGCAGCCGCAAUGCCAGCGUGGAGCGUGGAGGAGAGCGACAGUCGGACACCUCCGACAGUGAGACCACUGAUAUUAGGAGAAUAAAUCAGCAGCCCUUCAGCAGAGAAGGUAGAUAUGACCCCAACAGGUUCCGACUGCACUAUGAGAAAGAGAGUAAAGAAGAUGUUGAAAAGAGGAAGAAGGUGGCCAGGGAGAAGGUGCUGCAGCCCAUCUCAGACAAAGAACUUGAGAUCAACAUCCAUGACAUCUACCCCUCAGAGAAAGGUCUUGGUUUCCCACGACGGCCGUCCUGGAAUUAUGAGAUGACACGAGAGAACCUGUUGAGGAAAGAGGAGAAAUCGUACAGAGACUACCUGGAUGACCUACACUCCAGAAACCCACCUGGCUCUCUCAGCCACUUUGAGCACAAUUUGGAGACAUGGAGGCAGCUGUGGAGAGUAUUGGAGAUGUCAGAUGUCGUCUUGCUCAUCGUGGACAUCAGGCACCCAGUACUGCAGUUUCCUCCAUCCCUGUACCACUACAUCACAGGAGAUCUCCAGAAGCAGGUGGUCCUGGUUUUAAACAAGGUCGACCUUUGUCCUCCCCCACUGGUGAUCGCCUGGAAACACUACAUGACGUCCCAGUUCCCCCACCUGCAAAUAGUUUGCUUCACCUCCCACCCUGGGCAGCCCUACAGCACAGUGCUCCAGAAGAAGAGGAUGAGGAGGAAAGCUGGCUGGAGUCAGGCUGGAGGUCCUAUAGAUAUCCUGAAGGCCUGUCAGGAGAUCACAGCAGGGAGAGUUGACCUAUCCAGCUGGGAGCAGAAAAUUCAGAGAGAUGCUGUUGCUGAGCAACUAGAUGACGAGCGGCCGGAUGAAGGCGCAGAGUCUGUGCUGAUGGAGCAUCACAGUGACAGCGCUAUGGAGAUGAGCAGCCCCUCCCAGGAGCUCUAUAAAGACGGGGUCCUCACACUGGGCUGCAUAGGCUUUCCAAAUGUUGGUAAAUCAUCUGUGAUAAACAGCCUGGUGGGGAGGAAGGUGGUGAGCGUGUCUCGAACCCCAGGCCACACCAAAUAUUUCCAGACCUACUACCUCAGCCAGACGGUGAAACUAUGCGACUGCCCUGGACUGGUUUUCCCCUCGCGUGUUGAUAAACAGCUACAGAUUCUGGCAGGCAUCUACCCAGUGUCUCAGCUGCAGGAGCCUUACAGCUCAGUUGGUUAUCUUUGCGAAAGGGCCUCAAUUCUCUCUGUGCUGAAGCUCAAACAUCCCAGUUUGCUGGAGAACAACACCCACCAAGAAAACCAGGGGUCUGAAGAGCUUAACUGGACUGCCUGGGAUGUGUGUGAGGCAUGGGCAGAGAGGAGAGGCUAUAAGACGGCAAAAGCAGCUCGCAACGAUGUUUACCGAGCAGCUAACAGCCUCUUGCGGUUGGCAAUCGAUGGCAGAUUGUGCCUCUGCCUGAGACCACCUGGCUACAGCUGCCUGAGAGAGCAGUGGGAAAACCACCCGGACUUGCCGGAGAUUAUAGCUCUUCAAGGAAGGACGACAGAGGAAGAAGGAACAGGAGACAGGGACGAUGACGAGGACGGAGAGUCCAGCACCGAGCCAGAGGAAGAGAGAGACCGAGACGCAGACGACGAUGAGGAUGGGGACGAUGAAGAUGAAGGGUUUGGACAUCCAAGGCAGAAGGACAACAAACCAUCUGGCUUCACUGUCAACAUGUACAAUGUCCUUCGAGAAAAUGAAUGCGAGUAAUAACGAAGGGAAAGACGAGCAGGAAGUUCCUCUUCCCUGACUUUUCCCUGUUUAUCCCAGUGCACUUUCAUUCCUUUUUUCCCUAAAUCUGCAUUCCUUCUCUCUCUUUUUUUUUUUUGCACCUCCACUCCUCAUGUCAUUACAUGAUCUCUUCUGAUUCAUCGACCCUGUUUCCUCCUCCCUAUAAUAUACAGAGCGUAUUCAUGUACUCCAUGCCGUGCCUCUGCUCUGCUUGUUUAUCCUUGGAGCUUAUUCUUUAAUGUUGCUUCUAGGAAUGGUUUUGGUUUAGUUUGAUUUAAUAUUUCUUUUUUCAUUUCUUUUUUUGCAUGUAGUUCUCAAUGAAAAACGAACAAAGUAACUUCCCUCAGCCUGGAAUAAUCAACGAACUGGUUUUCAAUCUCUUCAUUGAUAUGUGACUUCAGCUGAAAUGCCAAAGUUCAGGAAAGGAUGAUAAAACAAAUCAGAAGCACUGUCGAUAUGAUGUCAUUCCCUGGAGCAGCCAUUUGGCUCUCAGAGCAGCUGGAGAUUUAAGAACACAACUCUAAAUCUUCUUUAUAGACCAUAGUCUGUCACAACUUGGGUUAAAGGGUGUGGGAUGGGAUAUGGAAGAUAUUUGACCAUGAAAGUGGAAUGGAUAAAACCAACAUUUUACUUACAGUUUUGCUGUUACUAUUCAUUUAUCUGAACUGGGUUUUCAUUUAGAUUAUCUGAGAGUGAUAUUUUAUUUGGUGUGGUUCUACACAGUCAACGGGAAAUUUAAAAAACAAUUCACAUGGGGGGAGGGAAGGGAUGUUGAAUCCUGUAUUGCUGGAUGAGGCUGUUUCAGGAAUUUAACCUGUAGUGUUUUAACUACUACAAAAAUUAUCCAUAGAUGCUGAUGGAGAGUUUCAGUAUUUAGUGCAGGAUUUUGGCUACACUCAGCAAGUUUAUAUACUAAUGGCAGUACAGUGGGUUUGAUCCAACAGACUGCUUUAAAAUAGAUCCACAUUUCGGGAAAUAUGCUUACUGCCACUUUUGUUUCUGUCUGGUGAAUAUGAAGUUGGAGACAGAAGACGAUUAGCUUGGCACAAAUACUGGAAACACGAGGGAAUUGUUUGGACAGGUUAUCUGUCAGUUGAAGUAACUGCCUAGACUCAUUUAGUUUUUUGUGCGGAUUAAAGGUUCAGUGUGAAGGAUUCGGAGUCAUCUAGUAGUGAGGUUGCAGAUUUAAAUACCCCUCACCUCACCCUCCCCUUCCAAGUGUUUAGGAGAGGCUGUGGUGAUUUUGAAAGCCCUAUCUAGAGCCAGUGUUUGAUUUGUCUGUUCUGGGCUAAUGUAAUAAUAUAGCAGACUGUGUGGAGUCUCAUUUUGAGAUAAUGAAAACACAGUGAUUCUUUAUUUCAGAUGUUUAUACAUACUUAUGAAUAUUACAUUACACUUCGGCUAUAUUCUGUCAAUAGAUCCUCCUAAAUCGUACACACUGGACCUUUUUAAAUGAGAUAUAAUGUGUUAAUUAGUGAACUUUAAAGGUACUGGGAGCAGGGUAUUGUUACAUCUGGACUGAACCUGGGUAGCAGUUUCCCCCUUUUUUCCAGUAUUUGUGCUCAGCUAAGCUAACCACCCGCUGGCCGAGGCUUCAUAUUUAUUACACAUGAGAGUGGUAUCAGUCUCUGAAUGAGUGUAUUUACCAAAUGUCGAUCUAUUCUUUUAACCACACAGAAAGAGAGACUGGCCAUCUUGGCUUCCAUCUCUGCAUCAUUAUAAAUAACAUUACACACUCCAGCUUUGCUCUGUUGUUGAUUUUAUGAACUGCGACUUCGACAUAGCGCUCAAUUUCAAAGUCAGGUCUUGUAAUGCUGUUAAGACACCUGCUGCAGACAAUUCUCAGUGCUUGUCAUCGCCAUUUUUUCAUCAAAGUUUCUGUUAAUAUUACAAAAAAAGAAAGAAAAAAAAAAAAGGGUCUCUCUUUCUCUGUGACGUGUGAUGGCCCCGCUCCAAUCCUGAGUGCUGUAUUAUCGCGUGCUGUUGUCUUACCUCAUUCAUGUGUUCACUGAGGGAACUCUACAGCACAGUGCUGUGUUACUGUGUAAUACAUCACACUGCAGCCACAUGCAGUCAUUUCUACCAUUGGUACAUUGUGAAGCAGUUACUCAACAAACACUACCAUGCUGUUAAACACACAACACAACUUUCAGUUAUGUUGAUGUGGAUUUUUUGUUCUUCUGGAAAUAUUUAAACUGACAGUGUCUGGAGAGUGUAGUGUGAAGGCUUGAGGUGUGUUCAGGCUAUUUGCUGCAUUCCUCAUUUCAUUCCUAGUAUGCCUAAUGAUGACUGGACUGCUUUCUGCAAUAAAAGAUAAUAAUACUCUAAA
Larimichthys crocea (large yellow croaker) is the source of this 4346-nucleotide messenger RNA. RefSeq names its product guanine nucleotide binding protein-like 1 (gene gnl1). The transcript has 12 exons. Gene Ontology annotation, molecular function: GTP binding; GTPase activity. The record is from RefSeq and is a predicted model, not a curated record. Lineage: Eukaryota; Metazoa; Chordata; Actinopteri; Sciaenidae. Bases 167 to 1996 code for a protein of 609 amino acids.